AUGGACGUGUGGGAGAAGCUCACUGCGCUCAUCGCCCGCUGGCAGCGACGACCACUCCAGUAUUUGGGUCUUCUGCACAACGCGACCAUCUGCAUGCAGGCGCUGACGGAGAUGAGGAUCAAGAAGGAGUGGAAGAAGAUACUCGGGGCUCUGUCGAGGGACGAUCGCAUGCUCUCCGGAAGCGAUAGCGACGACCAGCGCGACGAGAUGGAGGAAUCCAGCAGCAGCAGUAGUGGUAGUAGUUGCACCAGUAGUAGCAGCAGCAGCGGUGGGAGAGGCGGAGAACCUCCAGAAGAAGAAGAAGACGACGAGGGAGACUCUGAGCGACGAAGGAAGCGAAACGGCAGCGUCAAGCGCGAGAUCGACAUCGAGGAGGGCGCCGUCUUGAUAGCGUCUUGGGAACACACGACUGAUCUCAACGUGCGGCGGAAGGUGUACAGAGAGUUGGACGAGAUCGCCGGCACUGUGCGACAGCGACUCGCGCAGAGCGCGGCGGUGGACGGGGAGGAGGGGACGGCGGUGGUGGCGCGCGGGAAGGAGAUCGAGGGAGUGGACGAAGGCAGGAUUUUGAGCGAGGUCAACACCACCCUGUACGACUACCUCGGGUUCACCGGCAACGUCAACGACUAUAUGAAUCCGAACAACAGCCUCAUCGACCAAGUGCUGGAGAAGAGGAUGGGCAUUCCAAUCACUCUGGCUUUGGUAUACGCCGCGGUCUGUCGGCGGCUCGGUAUUCGAAUCGACAUGAUCGGCAUGCCUGGCCACUUCAUGGUCAAAUACACGAACCCAGCCGGGGGAGAGAUUUUUAUCGACGCCUUCGCCGAGGGGCGCCACCUGACGCCAGACGUACUGCUCCUCUUCCCACAAAACUCUCACAAUUAA
Messenger RNA from Acanthamoeba castellanii str. Neff, 882 nucleotides. RefSeq lists its product as uncharacterized. The coding region runs from base 1 to 882 and encodes 293 amino acids. NCBI's taxonomy places the organism in Eukaryota, Discosea, Longamoebia, Acanthamoebidae. The record is from RefSeq and is a predicted model, not a curated record. The transcript is spliced from 5 exons.